Messenger RNA from Vollenhovia emeryi, 4062 nucleotides. RefSeq names its product two pore calcium channel protein 1-like (gene Tpcn1). Lineage: Eukaryota; Metazoa; Arthropoda; Insecta; Hymenoptera; Formicidae. Gene Ontology annotation, molecular function: monoatomic ion channel activity; voltage-gated channel activity. The transcript is spliced from 12 exons. The record is from RefSeq and is a predicted model, not a curated record. The coding region runs from base 704 to 3244 and encodes 846 amino acids. Gene Ontology annotation, biological process: monoatomic ion transport; transmembrane transport. Gene Ontology annotation, cellular component: lysosomal membrane; endosome membrane.
UAAUUAGGAAAUGAAGUUCAUUAUUUCGCGAUAAGACAUUGCUUCUAAUUGCCCGGCACGCUUGCCAACGAGGCUGAUAAGGAUAAGAGCCGGUCGAGUGCACGUUUGCGUGGAACCGGCUGAGUGCAGAGAAUCCCAUGCAACCUUAUGCCAAGAUUCCCCGAUUGCAAUUUGGAAAAAAGACCUCGUUGCGGACGGAGUAGGAUCCAGAACAGAGAUCUGUCUCAUUGAGGAGCUGCCGUCGCGUGAUCAUUAUUCGGCGUGAAAACGAAAUCCAAGACUCAUUGAUCAUUAUCAGAUGGCAACGCGGUAGUGGAGCUAAUCGCGGCUGCGACGGAGCCCGACGGAUCGCACCGCUCGCCUCCUCCGAGGCGCGGGCGUGCGUGCACAUGUCUGUCAUUCUUAUUGCAGAUAACGCGGACGCAUCUCUCCCUGAGAGACGCGCCUCGAUAGCAUGGAGCGUGUCACGCGUCCGCCUAUAUACGCCCGCGUGCACAUCGCGGCGCGCAGUCCGAGCCGGACGUCACCUCGGUGGAGUCGCCGGUGCACGCCAGCGCGUUGAGACCGAGAUCGACUCCCCCAGUCCCCGCCGACGUUGGCCGACGUUUCGAGCGAGCGCGCGCCGCACCGCGCGGCUCUCCGGUGACAUCAGCCAGCGAGAAUCCCGCGUCGGCUGAGCGACGCGGGCGGGACGCCCGCUCCGAUGUCUCUGUCGCGGCUCGGCGAGCACGACGCCGAUUACCAGCGAUUCGACGACGAGACCAGCCUGCCGCUCGACCAGAACAUCACCAAUGGCCCGAGCCGACAAUACGGCUCCAUGCUGUCCUCGCCCACCUCGGAGAGUCGUGUAAGGUCGUCGUUUGGCAAUGCUAAUAACAGUAAUCAGCGGAGUCCCAAGUACGAGGCAGAUGAAACGAGGUCCGCAGGCAUGGGCGAGGAUAUAGGGUUCGCCGCGCGCGACGCGACCCUCGACGUGGACGGAGUUCUCGACCUGAACUGGGAAAUGAACUACCACGAGGCUGCGAUAUUUUUAGAGGAAGGUAGAAACAAUGAGAAAUUCGAUUCUCACCCAAGGCAUCCUGAAGAUUUGCCGGCGUAUCUCAUAGUCCAUAGCGGUUGUUACAAUGGAGUAGACUUACUGGUUUCGUUGAUCCUGCUGUCGCUGGCAUUCUCGGAAGAACCUGCCCUGCCACUGUUCAAAGUGCCAGUCUGGGUACAUGGCUCGGUGGAGUUACUUGCGUUACUUACUAUCGCAAUGCAGUUGGUUUUAAAGCUGAGGUGGACCGGCUGGGCGCCUAUGUUAAGGCACAAGCGUACAAUGUUGAAGUGUAUCACACUAGCAAUCAUGUUUCUCGAAGCUAUGACAGUCAUGGUGCGGCAAUCCUCGCAUUUUCGCGUGACGCGCGCCCUGAGACCCAUCUUUCUGAUAGACACCAAGUAUUGCGGCGGCGUAAGAAGAUUUAUACGGCAGAUACUUCUCACGCUGCCACCCAUUCUAGAUAUGUUGGGGCUUCUCUUCUUCUUGAUUACUGUGUAUACCAUACUGGGUUACUACAUGUUCAGCGAAAUGAACAGAAAUUUCUCCACGAUGCAAGAUAGCUUCGUCAGCCUGUUUGUCCUUCUUACCACCGCUAACUUUCCAGACGUAAUGAUGCCGUCGUAUUCUCAAAAUAAGUGGUACGCGAUGUAUUUCGUAUCUUAUUUGUGUACCAUGCUGUACGUGAUGAUGAACUUGAUGCUGGCGGUUGUGAACGAGACGUUCACGUCUCGCGAGCGUGACAAAUUCAAGAAGCUGUUUCUGCACAAGAGGAAGGCUUGUCAACACGCUUUCAAGCUUUUGGUUUCACACCAAGACCCUGACAAGAUACGGUUCCGUCAGUUCAAGGGUCUGAUGCAAUAUUACGCCCCGAAUAAACCGAUGCGGGACAUUGUUUUAAUAUUUUCUCAUAUAAAUACAUCGGGAAGUGGCGCUUUAACUUUCGAGGAAUUCUUGUCAAUUUAUGACGCCAAUACGCUUCAGUGGGAUUUGCAAUACUCUAAUAUACCGUGGUACCGCACUGCAUGGUGGCCUUUGCAAACGCUUUGCACAGGCGCCCAUACUGCUAUCAGAUGGACAUAUUUUGAAACUUUGGUGUGUGUAAUUAUUACCGGUAAUUGUAUCGCCAUGAUAAUACGAUUUCUUGAACCGAGUAACAGUCUUGAGGAAUCGGCGCAUGGAUUUGCCGCGUGUUGGGAUACUCUGCUGUUUGGGGGACUUUUCGUGGCCGAGGCGUUGUCAAAAGUAUUGGCUCUUGGUAUUAAAUGUUACCUGAGCUCCGGAUGGAAUCUUUUCGACUUGGGAACGUCAGUGAUGACCCUCGUCGCUGCGUGCGUUCUCAUUGUAUUCCCGUCGGCAACGUUUCUGGUUCUGUUCCGGCCUCUCAGAACGCUGAGGUUGUUUAAGAUCAAGAAACGCUACCGAGACGUUUUCGGCACUCUGGUAAUACUGUCUCCCCAGAUGUGUUCGACAGCGAUCGUCAUGCUGGUCUUGUAUUACUUUUUCGCGAUCAUUGGAAUGGAACUGUUUGCCGGAUACGAUAUGCGCAAUUGCUGCAAGAAUACGACUGUUGAAGAUUUCUACGAGUAUUCUGUCAAUGGUAGCACGGCAUUGGGAUAUUAUUAUCUCAACACUUUCGACAAUCUCAUAGCGAGCGGAAUUACACUCUUCGAAUUAACAGUUGUUAAUAAUUGGUUUAUACAAAUGAAUGCAUACGCAUUUACCGCGGGCAUGUACACAAGGAUAUAUUUCAUGAUAUUUUAUCUAGUGACCAUGAUUGUAUUGACAAUCGUGGUAUCCAGUUUCCUGGAAGCUUUUCGAUUUAGGAUUCAGUAUAAAAAAUCAACUUCAAAACAUGACGAGGAAAAAAUGUUGCACGAAGAGGUGGAAUUAAAAUGGGAUGAAUUGCAAUGCCUAAUCGAAGAUUUUCAAACUCUCGAAAAUCUGCGGAACUCUCUAGUUGUCGGAGGAAGCACUCUCUUCAUUGGUUCGCGGCCGCGUACGCGGGAGGUUUUACAGAGAAAGAUGUACACGUAUGAAAUAAACAAAUGGAUAGCCGAGGCAAAGUCCGAAGAAAAGCAACUUGUAUCUAAUGCAACGCAAUGCAAUGUAGAAGAGGGAAGCGGUGACGGGACCUCCGAUUCUGAUCAUCUUGUAUUAAACGGCAAUUUGCGUCAUCAGCAAAACAAUAGUAUACCUACUCGGUAAAAUCGGUGAUGUAACUUAGACCAGAUUUGGAAAAUCAACUUAUAGAUGUCUCGCUUAUACUCGUGUAAGUGCAUUUACCGUAAUAACGUAGCUCGCUUAGGCGUUAACGAAUAUAUAAGAUUUUAACAGUAGGGAGAGAUAAUGUAUUAUAUAAUGUUACAUUAAGGAUCUUUUUUUAGCGAUAAAAUUCUAAAGGAUACAAUUAUGAAAUUUAACAGAAACGAAUGACUUCCUUUAUAGUUUUGAUAUUACAAACUAGUCAUGAAUUAGAAAAAAAUUUUAUUUUUAGGAAAUCAUCAUCAUUUUGUUCAACUCACGUUGACGUGCGUGUUAGUUUCAUCGUGUGUAUAAUUAUUCAUGCGACAAAUAUAUACUCUGACAGUGAUUAUUACGAGGUACAUUAUAACAUUUUCAUAUGGAUCAUAUCAUUGUUUCAGUAUGAACAAUAAGCAGCGUUGUUUUCAUUGUUUUAUUGCAUUAAAAAAAGGCUUAAUUCAACUAAUUGUAAGGUAAAUCAUUAGAGCAGACUCGAGGAUAGCGCGGGAUCCGGAGCAGGAUGAUCUUGCUUAUAUUUAUUAAUUUUUCUUGUAAAUGAAGGAAAUGUCAGUCUACAGAAUUUAACAUAUCUAUGAAAAGAAUGAAGCAAAUAUCCUUUUACCUCGGGUAGACUCUGCACACAAAUAUGACAUAUAGACGUAUCUAACAUUCGUUACGUAUUAUUAGCGCGAAAGAAUAUUUUAUUGUUAUUUUUCUAUUUUUUAAUGUAAUAUUUCAUGUAUUUAUUUAACAAAUAGAUGCUUUAUUAUGUGUUGAACGUA